Messenger RNA from Cladophialophora immunda, 1584 nucleotides. RefSeq lists its product as uncharacterized. Lineage: Eukaryota; Fungi; Ascomycota; Eurotiomycetes; Chaetothyriales; Herpotrichiellaceae. The record is from RefSeq and is a predicted model, not a curated record. The transcript has a single exon. The annotation marks the transcript as partial.
GAGGAUUCGCAACCCAGGCGCUACCUCUGCUGGCUGCUCGUCGACCUCGAUGUCCAGCUGAGCUUUCUCUUGGGUCGCUGUCCUUUUAUUGCCCCUUUUCAUGGCAUUCCCCGGCCGUCCCCAACCGCCUCGCGGCAAGAAGAACAGGACCUGCAGGAGAACGCCCACGACUUCUCACAGUACAUGAUGGAAGUGUUGGAUCGCUUCAACCGUGGCAAGAAUGACCCGCAAAUGAUGUCUUUCCAGGAGAGAGGGAGCAUGUUAGAAGCGUACCUGAGUCGACUGUGCCAACUGCAGUCGAAGCUGUCGCCCAUUCCUCCAACCGGCGCUUCUGACACUUCGCUGUCCAUUGCAAUUACCCAACAUCAUAUUGACGUCCAACUGAUGCUGAUGGUGCUGCAUUGCCAGAUGUUGCGGUCGAUGCACAAUCAGCACACAUCAGCCAAAAGAGCCAAGUACAGGGAGUUGUUGAAGUGUUCUCGAAUGAUUACUGAAAUGUUCGACUCGACCUAUAGCCUCGACCCGACCGAGACCGCUUCAUCCUGGUCACGGUGUUUUGGUGUCUUUUGCGCCGCCGUUAUGUUGGGCAUUGCUACCAUCCGCCAGGAGGUGGGUGUGAGUAUAGGUUCGAAGCGUGUGGAGCGGACCCUAGAAAUCUUCAAAAAUCUGGCGAAAGCUGGACAGGCCUCCGGAGUUGCGGAGCUGGCCAAGAAGUCCCUCGAUCUGGUUGUCGAAAGAAUCCGAGAGCUUGAACACCCUCCCACCCCCGCCACCGGUCUCGCUGUCGGGCCGGCCGUGACGUGCCCGACAACGCUCACUGGAGAAGUUACCCCUCUGGCGGCACCCUCGACCGAUCCGUCGGCCGAGGUAAGGAGGAAAGUCACCGGCCUGAAGCGUCGCAGAAGACCAAGCCUUGAGGGGAAGAUAGGUGCCAACAAACGACAAAUGUUCGAGUUGAAGGACAUAGCUCCGAGCAACUCGGAGCAGAGACGUGCAAGUUGGUAUGACGGUGCAGAACAUCAUUACGUUCAAGCUAUGGCAGCUUUCCAUGAUCCACGUCUCAGCAGUGCCCCGACCGGACCCGACUCGCAGAGCUUUCAUGACCAAUGUCCUCCACUGGCUCUUUCGACCCCAUUGCCCGAGCCUGGUCAUCAAAUGGCGCUGCCCAGUGUAGGGUUUGAUUCGAUUCAACUCGGGGACUUCCAAGAAAUCCAGGCGACUCAUUACUGGGGACAUCCUCCAAUUCUGGGCGGUCCACCGGUAUACGACAGUUGUGGGCAAGCUCGAUUUCCCCCGUACGAUGCGGUCUCUGAGUCGCAAUGGGGUCUGCUAAUGGACCAAAGCGGCCAUCUUGAAUCGAUCCCGCCCGGUGGCGAGUAUGCUGGCUUCGCUCCCCUCAGGCAAGAGGCGACGGUUCACCACGACCCCGGCACGGUAAUGAAUCUUUCGAUGGUGCGCUCGCUGUGCACGACGCAGGCUAUAUAGAUCAAAAAGGUCCGAGGUCCAGACAGAGGGGGCCAACGGUCGUGACAGGCACCUUCUCUGGCCUUUCCCGUUGGGUGUCCCCUCCCCCACCCCUCUCUC